AUGAAAGGAGUUUCUAAAUUGAAAUAUAGGAUUGUGUAUUGUUCAGGUGAAGAUUAAGACUAUCCAGUGACUGAAUUACUCACUCAAUCACCACAGAGCAGAGGUUGGCAAGCACCCAAAUAUUGUGAAUAUCCCCUAGAAAUCGCAAUUUAAUUUGUUAGUGCAGCAAGAGUUAGACAAGUUCAAUUCUUGUCUCAUCAUUGCAAGAUAUCUACAAAGGUACAAUAUAUUCAAAUUGGUUUAGAUUGAGCUUUAUGUUCACAUGCCAGAUAAGAAUAUACCUCCACAAUAUAAUCAAAUCAAAUAUAAGAAAUUGGGAUAUUUAUCCCUGGAUUCCAAUGAGAGAGGAGGAUACCAGGCAAGAGAAUUAAAAAGUGUAUACAUAGACACACCAUGUUUAUUCAUGAAAUUUGUAUUUCAAAAAUGCUACGUGAACAAAUUUAACCUCUUCAACCAAAUUGGUAUUAUUGCUUUAUCCGUCUUUGGUGAACCCCUUGAUUCCCCUCCUGGAUAUGGAUAGAUGAAAUAGAAAGAAUUCUAUAAUGAAAUUUAAUUUGAAACAUAAUUCGAUCAAAAUACUCUUGAAAGACUGCGAAUGCUUGAGGAGGCCAAGGACAAAGGUAUUUUCAAAUUAAAAUGAAUAGCUGUCUCAAGAGAAGAUUUCAUGGAAGCCAAAAGAAUUAAAGAGGCUAUAGAGAGGUUAAAAUAGAUAGGAGUUCAAUUGAGAACUUUGGAAGAGAGAAAGGCUGUGGCAAUAUAGAAUGAAGACUAUGAUUCAGCUAGCAUAAUCAAGUAGGAAAUAGAGAAGCUAAGAAACGCUGUCGCUCCAGAUUCUAUGAUAAGAAGACCUGAUAGUGCAGUAAAAAUUAUAUAAUAAUUUAGUAAUACCAAUAGCCUGUGUAUUAGCCAUAACAAUAAUUCUAAUAGUAAUAAUAAUAACAAUAAUAAUACUAUUAAUAAUAAUAAUAUUAGCCACCUCCUGUUUAGUCUUAAAUGGCUUUUGUUCCUCCUUAUUAAGCUCCUCCACCAUAGAUGCCAAUAUAAGGAGAAGAAAUGAUCUCAUAAUCAUAAUUUGAAGAACAAAGAGCUGAUCCAUCGUAAAUGAGACAAAAAAGAGUAGCAAAAGAAUUGAAUUAACAUCAUGAAGAUAUGAUUGUACCAGCUGCGUUAAGAAAGUAAAACAAUAACCAAUAUCCUGAUGAUGACAAACAGCAAUAAUAAUAAUGUAUGAUGAAUUUGUAAUUAAAGAUACAACUGAGCCUUUGACAGGAGACAGUCUACAAAAAGCUGAACCAUUAAUUCCAAUUUUGACAGAGGAAUUCUGUUAAAAAAUAUUUAGCAAAUAAUGGGGAGCCAGAGAGGAUGGAUUAAAAUGGCUGGAAGAGUAAAUUGGUAGACCAACUUAAGUCAACUCAUAAGACCCCUCCAUCUUCUUUUUGAGUUCAAUAGCAUCUAUAAAUUAUACUUUGGGUGAUAAAGUUGCGGCAGUUUCAAUCAGAAGUUUAAGUGUAUUGCAAUCUCUACUUGCAAAAUAUCCAAAAAUAAAAAUUAAUAAAAGUGCAGAAUUCAAUGAGCAUGUCGAUGGGAUCUUAUAAUCUCUAAUGGAAAAGUUGGGAGAAUAAAGAAAGGAAUAAGCUGAAAAUGCAUUCUUAUAAAUGGCAGAUCAUCCAUCUGUCGGUCCUGCCAUUUGUGUCUAGCAUUUAAUUAAAGGUUUUGUUGGAAAAUAAAAACUGCAAAGCUCUACUAAACAUAUCGUUGGAAGAUUGGCUAUGUUAACAGAACUAGUGAAGCGAUAUGAAAUCAAUAAUGCUAAUAUGCCAUAUUAACCAAUUGUUGAUUUUGCUGUGAAAUUGUUGGAUGAUAAAGUAUUCUAUUAUUAAAUUGCUUUAGAAUGAACCAAUUAGAACUUAAGCCAUCUUACUCCUGGUAGAAGUGUAUAAGUUUUCUGGGAAUAGACUCAAGUAAUCUUUGACAAAUGUAAGAUAAGCCCAAUUGGAUGUGUUAGAAGAUUUCUUUAGCAAAAUCGAUGGAGGUGGGGAUAUUGACGAUCAUCAACCUUAAGCCAACUAACAACGAGCAAUCAUUCAGACUAAUAUUGAAACUUAAGGAGCCAAAAAGGGAAAUCAGAAUCAGACAUAGAAUUAAAAACCAUAGUAAUAAUAAAAAUAAUAAUAAUAAUAACAAUAAUAAUAUGACUAGCAUAAUACAGCCAAAUGCGAUUACUGUGAUAGAGUUGAUCCCUCCUUCAGGGAUUCAGAUCAAAUAGAUAAGCACCUUUGGUCAGAAUGUCCUAUGUUAGUUACAUGUUCAUAAUGUGGACAAGUAAUUGAGAUAGCAGAAUUAACUAAUCAUUUGUUGAGUGAAUGUGAUCAUAAGAGGAAGUUUAAGAGGUGUCCCAAAUGCAAAGAGGCUAUUCUAUUGAGUGGUUAUGACAAGUAAAUAUUCUAUAAAACUUAGACAUUUGGAGGAUUGCAGAGGCAGGAAUGAUAAUACAACUGUGAGGUGUCCUUUGUGUCAUUAAGAUUUGAAAUUGGAGAAAAACACAUGGAAAAAUCAUUUGAUCAAGCAAGGAUGUCUAAAUAAUGAAAGAACUGCUGGUUGAUCUAAUCAUUUAUA
Molecule: messenger RNA, 2616 nt
Organism: Paramecium octaurelia
Lineage: Eukaryota; Ciliophora; Oligohymenophorea; Peniculida; Parameciidae
Source: the annotation of a GenBank genome assembly